CGGGCGAAGGAGAUCCGCGCGCGGAGGCGGACGAUGAUGUACGCCUGCCGCCAGUGGUCGGAGGGCGUCUGCGGAUACGAUGCGAUCGACGAGGUCGACGAGGUCGAGCCGCACUCGCAUUAUGGCGACGACCCGUCCCCGAACUACGAAGAGCACCAGCGGGACCAACGCGCAGGCGCGCACGCCGCGUCCGGCCUUCUCUUCGACGAAGACGCCCAGCUGCACUUCGCGCUCGCCGACCCAUGCUUCCACACGCCCUCGCUCCCGCCGCUCCCCUCCCGCUCUCGCCCGCUCCCCCACCCGCGCCCGCGCCCCGCCCUGCGCGCGCCGGUGUCUGCGUCCGCGAACACGCUCACGUUCCUCGCGCUCGCGUCUCCCACGACGACUGCGCGCCCCGAGGACUCGGUGCACUUCUUUCCGAUCCCGGCCAACCGCGGCUCGAGCUCCGAUGCGCCCGCGAGCGCGGGGUUCGGCCUGGGGUGGAAGAGGAUCGCGAACAGGCUGGUCGGAGGCGCGCGGUCGCGGUCGCGGCGCGAGUGAACGGCACCGCCCGUGCUGACCUGUCCCCGCCUGCUUUCUUGUCGCCCCGCGCUCGCUGUGUAGAUUUUGGAUCGGCCCGCCUCGGGGCCCUGCGCCGGCACAGGGCACCUUCUUUUCCCUCUGUCACGCUUCUGCUCGCUUCCCCGCCGUCCCGCAGACGCUCAUGUCCGCCCAUCGCCCAUAUCUGUUCAUCAUCUCACCUCAUCUCCACCCUCAUCUUCAUGCUCCUCCAUCGGGCCGUCGCUCGUCAUCCUCCUUCCUUACUUUCUUUUACACGACACGCCCUCUUACGACCGCGAGACGACCCGCACGACCUAUCCCGUCCCGCCAUACCGCGACUGCGGCUGUUGUACCUAAUAUAAUACAUACCCUCCGCCCCCUCCUUUUCUCUCCCCGCCCCCCACGCUCGAUCUCCACAGCAUCCAACACCCGUAUAUACAUGCUCCCCCGUUCCCGUCUCUUUCCCAUCCCGACCGUCUCUCCCGGUCGACGUGUACAUCCCAUCUCCAUCCCCACCUGCAUCCAUACAUCCCAUCCACGUCCUCGCUCUCUGCCCUCUCCUUUGACCUCCCUGCGCUCUUUCACUCUGUGUAUGCGUGUAUCGCGACGGCCCCAUUUGUGCUCAUAUAUCUUCAUCUCCUUUUUUAUUUUCCUUUUCCUUUCUUUGUGCCUGUACAUAUAACGCAGCGGCUGGCGAGCUCGUCAAAAUGCAGCAUCCCACAUCUUCCAUAGACCACGUAUGGCAUGCCCCUGCCGAUGGCCCGUUUAGUCCAGUUCAAUUCAGUUCGAUUUAGUUGGCGCUGCCGCGGUUACUGACGUCUAUGUAUAGUAUAUUCAUACUUGCGGAGCGGUGCUAAUAGAUACGGCGGGGUCGGCAUCUCCACCUCUUCCUCUCCCUGAGCCGUUCUUGGACUGGCAUGCGCGCAGCAUGUGAACGCGGAUGCUUUUGUUGGGCCGUCCAGCCGCUUCCGGCUUGUCGCUCAUCGGUGCGUAUGCGGAGGGCAUGCGCAUGUAGGGAAAGGGGGCGUAGAUAGCCAGCAGUCGCAAGACGUGAUGAUCAGGAGUCAGGACAGCGACCUGAUCAGAUGGUCGAUGACGGCUUCCCAUCCCAUCCCAAUCCAUCCCAAUACAACAGCGAACGGAAACAUGUCGUGCGUUCUCGUAGCGCGCCGCUGUGGCGCCUGUGGCUGUUGACGGCAGGCGUGAUCGCGCACGCGUCGUAUUUGGGACGACAGUGAUGAAGCUGAAGAACACUGCAAAGCGGCCUCCUCAAGCAAGUUGCGAGCGCAUACGCGCUAGCCGCAUCGAGCAUGCAUCGAUGCGUCCCCGCAGGUCCCCGCCCGCCUACCUUCUCCUUCCCCGCACGCUCCGGCGGCGCGCAUCCACCCGCGAACCAGACCAACGACCCGACCGACCGAGGGAUGCAUCCUGGCCCCGAAUACGUACGUAGCCUGUGACGCAGCCACUACGUACUCCGACCGGUGACGAGUCAAGUCAUAACAUGGUGGACAUGCCGAACGCGGUGUCGGACCGACGCCAAACGCGAAGCGCAGUUUGCCGUGGGCAGACCCAAGCCUGCC
Heterobasidion irregulare TC 32-1 is the source of this 2120-nucleotide messenger RNA. RefSeq lists its product as uncharacterized. The coding region runs from base 243 to 902 and encodes 219 amino acids. The record is from RefSeq and is a predicted model, not a curated record. The transcript has a single exon. NCBI's taxonomy places the organism in Eukaryota, Fungi, Basidiomycota, Agaricomycetes, Russulales, Bondarzewiaceae.